AUCCAAGGAAUGAUCGAGCGACGGAAUCUCGGCGGCAAAUGAGCCUAUUCCAGGAUUCAAUCUCGUAUCCUGAAAUAUCUACGUGCUAUUUUUCUCUCUGAUUUUACAAAAUUUAUGAUGCGAGAAUGACAAAAAAGUAUCAAAAUGAUAUUGUUAAGAAGAAUACAAAACGGUACUCUGUAUGAAAUCAUUUUCGAAGCGAAAUACUUGAAGAAACAUCUCGCUUCCGGACUAGGUCGCAGGGAUAGAGGUUCUCUCGCGGUCAUCACCGACGCGACUUGAAUACCGAAGAGGCGUGGUUUUGGUCGGCGUAGAAACCUGUUCGUUCUCCGCGCUUCAUCUCGUUGCAGCGUGACGUCGGCCGAUUCCCCUUCGCGUCACCGCAUCACGCAGCCGACCUCCUCCCCCACGUAUGAGGGAACGGGCGCUCUCUGGCGUCGGAGUCGCGGGACCGAUGACGCGCGCCAUUUUGUCCAGUGUCCGUCGAACGCGUCGUGCGUCGGGGUGCGUAUCGCUGGCGGGGUUGUUUAUCGCUGUGCGAGAGCGAAAUAAAUCUGAACGCGGAGACUUAGAUUCGUGUCUGUGGCGACGACGUCCGGCGCGGCUACGAAGAGGAAGACCGUCUCCUCGUAUUGUGAUCGCUGCGAGCUUCUACGAGGACAGACGUAGCGUUGCGACGACGCUUAAUAAACAAGCGACUCACGGAGAGUGUGAAUGGCGACGACGACGAUCACGCAAACACUCGAUCCCGUUGUCGCAGCGGAGAGCAGCGUUUGGCUGCAGAUGUGGCUAUAAUCUGGCAUGUAGGCGAGAAUGCGCACCCCUGCCGAAAUCGAGAUCCUGGCCCAAUCCAAAAUGUAUAAUCUGGAAACUGAGGAAACAGGGAUGUCCGCGGAUGUGAACGGAGUGGUCUUGUCAUCUCCUCAUCCGGAGACUCACAUAUUCACUAACAGCAUGUUAUGCAUCCAGGAAGAACUGGCUCAACUGAGUGAAAUCGCGGCAAGUCCCGAACGAUUAAUCACCGAACUGCGAGAGGUUCAAUUACCUAAUAGCAACCCAAACUCGGGGAGUAGUUCUAGCGAUACAGCGACAAAAUGCGCUCCCGGAACGGAAAGCAUCGACUCUCAACGAUCGAACUGGGUCGAAGGCAUACUGGGAUGCAUGCGCCCCGUUUGGACUAUGUUGUCAAAGGCAGCUAUCAACGAAAAAAUUAAGAAUCUUGCAACGGAUGAUUGGGAGAUACCCUUUGGAGAUAUCAGCGAGAUGAAGUGGGUAGCAUCCGGAGCUCAAGGUGCAGUAUUUAAAGGGAAAUUAAAUAGGGAAAUCGUAGCUGUAAAAAAGGUGAAGGAACCGAAAGAGACUGACAUACGCCAUUUAAAAAAGCUCAAUCAUCCGAAUAUUGUACAGUUCAAAGGAGUCUGUACGAAACCUCCUUCCUAUUGCAUAAUAAUGGAGUUUUGUCCAUUUGGGCCAUUGUAUGACUUUCUGAGAGCAGGAGAACCGGUUCCUCCUGUUAGAUUGGUGUCAUGGUCAAAACAAAUUGCUGCAGGGAUGGCAUAUCUUCAUGCUCAUAAAAUCAUACAUAGAGAUCUCAAAAGCCCAAACGUUCUAAUAGGACAAGACGAAAUAGUGAAGAUCACUGACUUCGGUACAAGUAGACAAUGGAAUGAGGUUAGCACGAAAAUGACUUUCGUCGGUACUGUGGCGUGGAUGGCACCGGAAGUAAUCAGGAACGAUCCGUGUUCGGAGAAAGUGGACAUAUGGUCAUACGGCGUCGUACUGUGGGAAUUGCUGAGUGGCGAGAUACCUUACAAGGACGUGGAUUCCUCCGCCGUUAUGUGGGGAGUGGGCAGCAAUUCUCUUCACUUGCCAAUUCCUACCAGUUGCCCAGAGGGUUUUGGACUACUGGUGAAACAAUGCUGGGCGACUAAACCGCGUAAUAGACCGUCCUUCAAACUUAUUGAGAUGCAUCUCGCUAUCGCAGCCGUCGAUGUAUUGUCCUUGGAACCCGAAGAUUACUUUAAAGCACAGCAAUCUUGGAAAAAGGAAAUACAGGAACACAUGGAACAUAUGCCGCUAUUUACUAAUACCAGUCCACGUUUCGAAAACGAUCUAAUUCUACGGAGGAAGAAUGAAUUACGGCAAGCUCAGGAUGUCAGAGAACACUAUGAACGCAAACUUGAACGCACUAACAACCUAUAUCUGGAACUAAACGCUAUUCUACUACAAUUGGAGCUACGCGAGCGAGAUGUAAUAAACAAACAACGUAACGCUUUGCAAAACCGCGUUCUAUAUUUGGAACACAGCCGAAAACCCACAGAUCGAAAUAAAUAUCUGGUUUGUCUCAGGAGAGAGCAACAAUCGACAGGGUAUAAGCAAUACAAGAAACGGCUUGUUCGUCCUUUAUUGAAGGCCCAGGAGAGGUUGUAUCGGAAACGGAAUGGCACAGUGCAGUUCUCCACUUCCUCAACGCCCACUACUCCGCCAUCGCCCACGGAUUCGCCGCAGAGCCCCGUCAAAGCCAUCAUGUACACGCAACUGAACGAAUCCAAUCAACCAGAAACUAUUUUGGCAUCAAACAAUAGUUUCAAACAGCGUAAAUAUAGGCAUCGUAGAGUUGGCUCGGGUUGUGGCCUAAGUUCCAGUCCUAGAUCGAGUCCUCAUCGUGAAAGAAAGAGUAUAGAAGUAUCUGUAAGGUUCAUUGACAGUCAUACACAAACGGAUAUCAUGGACAUCAGUGAAACGGAUCACACUCCGUUGGCGAAUAUAGCGUCUUUCUCGCCCGAAAGGUCUUCUUUGGAAGCUGCCAGAAAGCACUCGUUGAAUAAACAGGCAACAGAAUGUGUAAACGGGAAUCCGAUUUUGCCAGAAACACAUUAUCCGAUGCUAAUUAGUUCAUGCUCCAGUCCUGAACCCUUGAAUGAAAAUAAUGCAAACGGAAACGAACGUUUGAAAGAUUGUAGUGAUGAUGACAAUCUUGAGACUCUCGGUAGAAAAGUCAGUGAGAUUAUUAUUGCGAAUCGUCUCAUUAUUGACAAUGGAAACGGCGAUGAUGUUGUAAUCUCUCACAGAAAUAAAGAAGAUUCGGGCAAACUACCUGGACAUUAUGCGGAGCAAUCUGACAUUAAACUACGAAUUUCUUCAGACAAUACAGAUGAUCGCGAAGAUGAUGCUUGCGAAGAAAGCUGGUCAGAUGAAGAAGGAGAGGAUCCAAGUUAUACUUAUAAUUAUUCUUUAAGACGAAGAAGGUAUACAUUUCAGUAUAAUUAAAUGAUGAAUAUAAUA
This is a messenger RNA of Formica exsecta, 3285 nucleotides long. RefSeq names its product mitogen-activated protein kinase kinase kinase 12 (gene wnd). The record is from RefSeq and is a predicted model, not a curated record. Lineage: Eukaryota; Metazoa; Arthropoda; Insecta; Hymenoptera; Formicidae. The transcript is spliced from 12 exons. Bases 814 to 3270 code for a protein of 818 amino acids. Gene Ontology annotation, molecular function: ATP binding; JUN kinase kinase kinase activity. Gene Ontology annotation, biological process: protein phosphorylation.